This is a messenger RNA of Mercurialis annua (annual mercury), 900 nucleotides long. RefSeq lists its product as uncharacterized. Bases 154 to 762 code for a protein of 202 amino acids. The transcript has a single exon. The record is from RefSeq and is a predicted model, not a curated record. Lineage: Eukaryota; Viridiplantae; Streptophyta; Magnoliopsida; Malpighiales; Euphorbiaceae.
AAUGACAUCCACUGUAUGAUUACAUUACUAUUAUUAGAUUUCUCUUAAAUUCUUCUCCAUCUAUGCACACACAUUGCCAAAUACAAUCCCUAAAACCCUAAUUAUCUGUCUGUCUAGGUUAGUUUAGGCUGAGAAGAGAACCCAAUCGCUGCAAUGCACGAGCAACUCCACCAAUCCUAUUACUCUACCAAAUGCAGCGGCUGCGGCGGAGAGAAGAGGUGGCUCCUCCACAGCGUCCGACACAGAGGCAUUUACCGUCGCCUCUGCACUGAUUGCAUGCUAAAGAGGCACCAAGGCCUCUUCUGUCCCUUGUGCUUCCACGUAUACUCCGAUGAUGACAAACGCUGUGUUAUUCCGGCUGUAGAGGAGCGGCUGAUGUGCCUGAACUGCCCUUCCAUCUCUCACCUCGCCUGUGCUCCCUCCUCCUCUCACCCUCUUCUCUUCCUCUGCCCCGCUUGUUCUUCCUCUAAUUUCUCAUUCUUCGAUGACAAUCCUAGCUCUAAUGCCAUUGAUAUCGACUCCGCUCGAGCUCUCGUCGCCGCAGCCAAGAUUUCCGCCGUGGCGAUGGCGAAAGCUGCGGCGGUGGCUAGGGUUGAAGCUGAGAGGAGAGUGCAGGAGGCGAGUUUGGCUAAGAAGAGAGCUCGUGAUGCUCUCGAACGAUUCGCGUUCCUGUCGUCUGCAGCUCUCGGUAAUGAAGAGCAGUUGAGAAAUGGAAAUGGUGGUAACAAGAAUACAUCAUCACCGCAGUUUAAACGCCGUUAAAAAUCUUCCUCUACACAGGUGAUGAUCUGGUAUGGUAUGAAUCUGUAAGUGCAUAAGAUGUUAAUUUUGUAGACAAUGUAGUUGUUAUUGUAUUCUGGUUUUAGAUUAAAAUUCAAUUCAUUCUGAUUUAUUCUUUUA